ACCUCCUGUAUACCGGGCGAGGGAGAAAACAUCUUGCCACCAACUUGCUGUAGAAGUUCAUCUCUCGACACUCAUCUCACGAAUGAGCCACCGCAGCUGAGCCUCACCGAUUUAUAUUAACAACAGCACUCAUUUCUUUAAAUGGCAAGGUGUGUACAGUAGCCGUGUUCACCUUGAGGCUGCUGUUUGCACACCUCAGGGCGCGGGUUCACAUUCCAGGCGGUGUCUCGUGAUGUCAUUGACGACAAUGAAAAAUUGUAAGUAUUUACUUCCUUCUUCACCGUCGCUAUGAAAGAUAGGUCCUGGUCCAGCGUCUCUUUGAGUCACACAGCGAGCGACCUAAGCGAAGCCAUGGGUCAUGGCGAGCGCGACUCCCAGUGAGAGUGUGGAUAGUGAGCUGCGCUGCUCCAUCUGACUGGGCACGUUCGUCUGCCCCUCCACGCUGAGCUGUGGACACACGUUCUGCCUGCGGUGCCUGGAGACCAUCUGGGAGACGGCGAGCAGCUUCAGCUGCCCGCAGUGCCGAGCGACCUUCCCUGUGCGACCCCAGCUGAGGAGGAACGUGGCCCUCGCCAACCUGGCGGAGCAGCUCAGAGUUGGAGACGGGAUGGCCGCGGCCGUUGUGUGUGACAACUGCACUGACGGCCACACUCCUGCAGUGAGGACCUGCGUGAAAUGUGAGAUGUCCUACUGUGCAAGACACGCGAGGCCUCACUUGGAGAAUCCCAGGUUGAGUGGCCACGUCCUGGUGGCUCCCAUCGCGAUCCUGGAGGAGCGACGUUGCCGGCAGCACAGACAGGAGCAGAUCAAGUUCUACUGUGAACAAGAUGACAGCCUGGUCUGCACAGUCUGCACCAUCGCUGGGGAACAUAGAGGGCAUGAGGUCAUUCCACUGGAAAAUGCACAACGGACAAAACAGGAGGCGUUCAGACUCGAGAAGACGGAGAGAGAGGAGAAGAAGACUACGGCAGAAUCACGGACAAAGCAGCUCAAGCGUGCCUACAAGCGCGUGCAGGAGUCUCUGCGUGGGACCAAGGAGCGGAUCAGUCGAGAGUUUGAGCGCCGGAGGGAGCAGCUGACGGAGGAGGAGAGGGAGGCGCUGGAGCGCGUGGACGAGGAGGGCCGCUCCGUGCUGUCCCGCAUCCAGGCGGACAUCGCUCGCUACGAGAGCAGAGCACGUGGCCUGGAGCAGGAGAUCAACCAGCUGCUCGCCGCCCUCGCUGUACAGGACCCGCUCUCCUUCCUGCAGGCUCCCGUAAAUGAGAGACUCAGGAGGAGCUCCGUCUCCCAGGAGACUCAGUAUUACCCAGCCCCCGUCUCCCAUGGUCUGAACCUCGCAAAGGUCAUCUCAGUGGGCGGCGUCCAAACUAAGCUUCUGCCUUUUCUCGAUGGACGCUCACCGACUCUGGACACAAACUCAGCUCACGACGACCUCCAGAUUUCCUCGGAUCUCAGGACGGCGACGCUGAGUGGUGUCCCCCAGGGUCGCCCCCAUCACCCACACCGCUUUGAACGCUGGUCACAAGCGCUGUGCUCUGAGAGCUUCUCGUCCGGUCAGCACUACUGGGAGGUGGACGUGGGGAGCGCGAGGCGGUGUUGUCGAGUUGGAGUUGCGUACGGGACGAUCCCACGGAGAGGGAGUGAUGCAGAGUGCCUCCUGGGAGAGAGUGACGUCUCCUGGUGUCUACAGAAACUUGGUGACAGCUUCUCAGUGCUGCAUGGCGGGGUAGAGACGUCACUGUCGGUGCCGCAGCCUCCGCCGAGAGUCGGGGUCCACCUGGACUGGGACGCGGGGCUGCUGUCGUUUUACAACGCUGACUCCAUGGGGCCUUUGCACUCGUUUCACCACACAUUCACUCAGCCCCUACACCCUGGGCUGGCGGUGGCAGCGCAGCCCGGAGCGGCAGAGACGCGGACACCGUGGGGCUCCCAUCACGAGGAGACCCCUCGCCGGCUGGCGACCUGUUGCUCUCGUUCCCGGUUUGAACUGCUCCUGAGCCGACCCACCGGUCGAACUGAGCCCCGAGGGUCCGGCUCCAAUGGACGCUCACCGACUCUGGACACAAACUCAGCUCACGACGACCUCCAGAUUUCCUCGGAUCUCAGGACGGCGACGCUGAGUGGUGUCCCCCAGGGUCGCCCCCAUCACCCACACCGCUUUGAACGCUGGUCACAAGCGCUGUGCUCUGAGAGCUUCUCGUCCGGUCAGCACUACUGGGAGGUGGACGUGGGGAGCGCGAGGCGGUGUUGUCGAGUUGGAGUUGCGUACGGGACGAUCCCACGGAGAGGGAGUGAUGCAGAGUGCCUCCUGGGAGAGAGUGACGUCUCCUGGUGUCUACAGAAACUUGGUGACAGCUUCUCAGUGCUGCAUGGCGGGGUAGAGACGUCACUGUCGGUGCCGCAGCCUCCGCCGAGAGUCGGGGUCCACCUGGACUGGGACGCGGGGCUGCUGUCGUUUUACAACGCUGACUCCAUGGAGCCUUUGCACUCGUUUCACCACACAUUCACUCAGCCCCUACACCCUGGGCUGGCGGUGGCAGCGCAGCCCGGAGCGGCAGAGACGCGGACACCGUGGGGCUCCCAUCACGAGGAGACCCCACGUGGAGACGUCUCAACGUGA
Petromyzon marinus (sea lamprey) is the source of this 2620-nucleotide messenger RNA. The record is from RefSeq and is a predicted model, not a curated record. NCBI's taxonomy places the organism in Eukaryota, Metazoa, Chordata, Hyperoartia, Petromyzontiformes, Petromyzontidae.